Molecule: messenger RNA, 2082 nt
Organism: Diutina rugosa
Lineage: Eukaryota; Fungi; Ascomycota; Pichiomycetes; Serinales; Debaryomycetaceae
Exons: 1
Coding region: 1-2082 (693 amino acids)
Cellular component (GO): membrane
Source: RefSeq, a predicted model, not a curated record
AUGUCGUGGUUUGAGCCAUUCCCGCUUAGCAUCUACCAGGAAGAAAAUGAAAUCACGGGCAAAAACCCCCCCGAGGUGUGUCCCACCGAACCGUUUGUCGCCGGCGUCAACGUCCGCUGUGGCCCGUUACUCCGCCUCUUUGGCACCCACGAAGGCAACCAAGACAACUACCGGGGGCUGAUCCUUUUGGUGGUUGAUGAAACUGAACCCAUGCCUGAAGUGACGUUUGAUGUUGGUCCGCUGGUGGGCGAAGGCGAGCCCCAGCUAGAACUGGGAGAGUUUGUCGGUACCAAGAUUGCCGUCGAGCUGGGGCUUGUAUUCUACCGUUAUUUGAUUGAUUUGAGACUUGCUACCUAUGAACAGUUGGUCAAAUAUGCUGUUAACGGUGUCCACGUGCUGCUGUACCUGUUCUUUGUCCCCGCGCUGGCGAUGCUGAUGAACGUGGUGCUGUACCUGUGUAACGGGAUGUCUUUGGGAACUGACACUAAGGACUUUAAACUGUCGUUGUGGCUUGACGUGCUUAAUAAGCACGCCGACUUGCACUACCACGUGAUGCUUGGUGGCGGCGACCAGCUCUACUGUGACGGGAUCAAAUUGGCGCUGCUGAAGGUGAAACAGUGGGCGGAACUGUCGAAAUACUCCCGCAAACGGCACGUCAAGGUGACCCCGGAAUUGGACUUGGAAGUCGACAACUACUACCUCAAGACUUACACUAACUGGUUCGGUAAAGGGUUCCUCAAAGUCAAAUUGGGCACGUUGGUGCUGUCGGCAUUCCCCCGGGCAUUGCUGAUGAUCCCGUCGGUAAACAUUUAUGAUGACCACGAUAUCAUCGAUGGCUACGGCUCCUAUAAGGAUAAGACGAUGAGAGGCGAUUUGUUCCAGCUUCUUGGUGCCAAGGCAUACAAGUACUACAUGUUGUUCCAGCAACACGUCUCGUUGGACGAGCCUCUGUACGGCAAAGCCGAGCCGCUGUGGAUCUUAGGUGGUGUUGGCCCCUAUAUUAAGCAGCCUAACCACCUGAUCUAUAUGAAUUUGGGUAAAGAAAUCGCGUUGCUUGGCCUUGACUGUCGUACUGAGCGUAAGCUUGACCAGAUCUGUCUGAGAGAAACGUAUGGGGUAGUGUUCGACCGGUUGGAACGGGAGAUCCUGAAUAACCCUAACAUUAAACACUUAUUGGUGAUGUUGGGGGUGCCCAUCUUCUACCCCAGAUUGGUGUGGCUUGAGAAAUUGCUUUCGCUGACGGCUUUGGCUCCGGCAAGAAUGAUGGCUCAGCGUAAUUUAAUCAACAAAGGGUUGGUCAACGAGUUUGACGGUGAGGUGGAAGUAUUGGACGAUUUGAACGACCACUGGUGUGCUGCCGACCACAAGGCCGAACGCAACAAAUUGACGAAGCUGUUGAUUGAAUUUGGCGCCGCUAAGGGGGUCAGAGUGACGAUCUUGCUGGGUGACGUUCACUUGGCGGCGUUGGGCCGGGUGAAGCUGAAGUUCCACAAACACCCCACCAUGCACCGAGUGGUGGAGAAUAAGGAUGUCGUCGUCGAAAACGCCAACGUGCUCGAGACUCCCGAAAACGACCCCCGGCUCAUCUUCAACGUUAUUUCGCUGGCAAUCAUCAACGGUCCUCCUCCCGACGGCAUGGCGACGUUAUUGCAAAAGCGGCUGAGAAUCCACACGUUCGACAAGAACACUCAGGAAGACUGUGUGCCGUUGUUCUUCUGCGACGUCAACGCUAAAGAUCGCGACAACAACCGCUUCUUAAACAAGCGCAACUGGCUGGACUUGAUUUUGGCGAAACAGCUGCCGUUGGCGGCGGAGUGUAGCGAGACCAACCCCGUGCGCCGCUUCCCGCAACCGAUUUUGCCCGGGUACCAGGACCAGGUGGAGCUGGCGUUGGCCCACCAGAAGGUGAGUGCCGAGUGGGUGAAGUAUCCGUUGUACCCGGACUCAUUGGUCACUCGUUUCCGUGUCGAACGCGAUCCCAAUAACUUCAAUGCUGCCACCACUUCCUACGAAUUGUACGUGCCGCCAUUAUUCGGCCAAUGGAAGCUCGAAAAAGCCCCCGUCAAACACGUUGACAAGUAA